CCUGCAAGAGAAACUUUGCAAAUGCUAAACAGAGCAGAAGGGUCUGGAGAAUAAAUGAUAUAAAAUUCUGCAAUUUGUCUUGAUUCCAUACAUCCCUGAGGAUCUGAACGGAAUCCCCAACAUUGAAUGGAAUAAAGGAUUUUCUUUGGACAUCUGAUGUACGUUUCAAGAAUAAGAAAAGGUGAAUCUGAAGUGAAUCUUUAAAUUGGUGUGAAAAGUAAAAUUGUGGAUAUUUCCAUUAUAUCAUCAGCACCAAAAUCUAAAGGAAACAGAAGGAUUAUUAAUGAACCGGCAGUAAUGAUCUAAAGUUUUCACAAGGGUUUUCAAUACUCAAAGUCUAAAGAACAUAAUUCUGAGCAAAAACAGGGGAUUGUAUUAUAAUCCUGUUUAAGAAUGCCUUUGGAAAUGUUGGCAUGAGCUGUUCUCAAAACCAAAUACAGAACACAGACAUUUCUUGUGGAAUUGCUCUUAUGUUAUGUUGUGGAAAAAUAUUUUAUUGAAUUUAAAUUUCUGUAGCAAAACAGCGUAUUUACUAUAAGAACACAAUCUGUUUCCAUAUUUGGCUGGAUAGAGAGGUCAAGUUGAGUAAUCCGUCAUGGGGUUUGCUGAUAUCUUGGAGAGAACUGGAGGAAUGGGACGCUUCCAGAUCACACAGGUUUUUUUGCUGUGUCUUCCCAUAUUACUGAUGGCAAGUCAUAACCUUCUGCAGAAUUUUAGUGCCGCAAUUCCAAGUCACUGGUGUAAAAUAAAUGGUACAGGGAUACUUAACAGUAGUGACGAGGGCUUGGUGGGCAUGUUUAACCCAUUGGAUGAAAAAGGGAUGCCAGAAUCAUGCCUGGAAUUUGUUGAAAUACAGUGGAGACCAGUGGGUUCCAAUAUGACAUCCCAUAAUAGUACAGGUGCAGAAACAAGAUCCUGUACAAUCGGUUGGGAAUAUGAUAGAGAAGAAUUCACAUCAACCAUCAUCAGUGAGUGGGAUUUGGUAUGUGCAAACAGAAACAGAAGGCAACUGGCUCAAUCCCUAUACAUGGCCGGUGUCUUGGUAGGAGCAGUCAUCCUUGGAGGACUUUCAGACAAGUAUGGACGAAGGGCACUGCUCAUCUGGUCUUACUUACAAAUGGCUAUCAGUGGCAUCUGCACAGCCUUCUCUCCAAAUUACCUAUCCUACUGCGUGUUCCGGUUCCUUGGGGGAAUGGCUUUGUCUGGAAUAGGACUCAACACUACAGCAUUAAUUGUAGAAUGGGUUCCAACCAAAGUUCGCACCAUCACAGGCACCUUGGCAGGAUAUUCCUACACAGUUGGACAGCUUAUCUUGGCAGGUUUAGCAUAUGGCAUACGAGAUUGGCGAUGGCUACAACUCUGUGUCUCUCUUCCGUUCUUUAUAUUUUUUCUCUAUUCCUGGUGGUUCCCAGAAUCUGCCAGGUGGCUUGUUCUCUCUGGUAAUCCUUCCAAGGCUGUUAAAGAAAUGAAAAGAGUAGCCAAAUACAAUGGAAGGCAGGAGGAGGCUGAGAAGAUAACACUAGAGUCACUAAAGGCUGACAUGAUGAAAGAGAUGGCUUGUAGCAAUUCAUCCUAUACCAUUUUGGAUUUGGUUCGAACAAGCAAUGUGCGGAGAAUUUCCUUUGCUGUGAGCUUUGUAUGGUUCUCCACAAGUUUUGCCUAUUAUGGUUUGGCUAUGGACCUUCAAAAAUUUGGAGUCAGCAUUUAUCUUAUACAGGUCAUCUUUGGAGCAGUUGAUUUUCCAGCCAAGCUAAUUUCCACCACGAGCAUGAUCUACAUUGGGCGAAGAGUCACACAGUUCUUCUCCCUCUCUCUUGGUGGACUGGCCAUUUUGGCAAAUAUUUUUGUUCCAAAUGAGCUUCAGAUAGUGAGGACCAGCUUGGCAGUAUUUGGAAAGGGGUGCCUGGCGGCGUCAUUCAGUUGUGUGUUUCUUUACACCACAGAAUUGUACCCUACAGUGAUCAGACAGAGUGGUCUUGGUUUGGGUAGCACCAUGGCACGCUUGGGUGGCAUUGUGGCUCCUCUGGUGAAGUUGUUAGGUGAAUUCUAUCCUUUCUUACCUUUGCUGAUCUAUGGAGGUGCACCAAUAUUAUCGGGGCUACUUAUCUACUUUUUGCCUGAGACUGUGAAUAAACCGCUUCCUGAUACCAUAGAAGAGGUCGAAACUGGCAAGAAAAAGACACCAGUGAAAGAAAUUGUGCCUCUACAGACGGUAACCACAAGUCCUGUACGUGUGGCCCUGUAAUAUGGGACGUGCCAAUGCAGCUGGAAUGGUCACUCUGAUACCGCCAAAACAUUAUGCAUUCACUGGCAUACAUAUGGGUGCUUCUGAGACAUGCUCAUUGAAGGACACAGAGGAGAACUGAAGAGAAUGCUAUCUGAGAAGGGGCAGGGUCUGCUUCAGAAGCCCAAAAUGUAUCAAGGCUUCAACAUUGGUGGCUCAGUGCAUCGGCUAAAUGAUGCAUCCAAGUCAAUAAAAACUUCUGUAAGACUGACCUAUACUUGUGUCAUCUUAAGAAUGAUACCAACCUCUGAUGAUAUAUAAAGUCAGGAGGGUACAGCCCUUGUGCCAACAUUCUAAUUGUGAUUUCCUCUAAUUCAAAAAUCAUAAAAAAAUGUAAUAAAAUCUCAAGAAUCUGCUCCACAGAUCAGAUGGGGAGUGACAGUAGUGACAAACAUGGAGCCAGACCACAGCCAAAUUGGGCCAUGGGUAGAAUAAUAGUUUAAAGGGGUACUUUACUGGAAAACAUUAUUAUUAUUAUUUUAUUUUUAUUUUUUUAUCAACUGGUGCCAGAAAGUUAAACAGAUUUGUAAAUUACUUUUAGUAGAAAAAAAUCUUAAUGCUUCCAGUACUUAUCAGCUGCUGUUAUGAUCCACAGGAAGGGAUUUUCUUUUAGAAUUUCCUUUCUGUCUGACCACAGUGCUCUCUGCUGACAUCUCUGUCCAUUUUAGGAUCUGUCCAGAGUAGGAGCAAAUCCCCAUAGAAAACCUAUCCUGCUCUGGACAGUUCCUAAAAUAGACAGAGGUGUCAGU
Messenger RNA from Hyla sarda, 3033 nucleotides. Its product is annotated as solute carrier family 22 member 6-A-like. NCBI's taxonomy places the organism in Eukaryota, Metazoa, Chordata, Amphibia, Anura, Hylidae. Gene Ontology annotation, biological process: transmembrane transport. Gene Ontology annotation, molecular function: transmembrane transporter activity. The record is from RefSeq and is a predicted model, not a curated record. The transcript has 11 exons. Gene Ontology annotation, cellular component: membrane. The coding region runs from base 596 to 2245 and encodes 549 amino acids.